Microtus oregoni (creeping vole) is the source of this 3004-nucleotide messenger RNA. Its product is annotated as galactoside alpha-(1,2)-fucosyltransferase 2-like. Gene Ontology annotation, molecular function: galactoside 2-alpha-L-fucosyltransferase activity. Gene Ontology annotation, cellular component: membrane. The coding region runs from base 115 to 1137 and encodes 340 amino acids. The record is from RefSeq and is a predicted model, not a curated record. Gene Ontology annotation, biological process: carbohydrate metabolic process. The transcript is spliced from 2 exons. NCBI's taxonomy places the organism in Eukaryota, Metazoa, Chordata, Mammalia, Rodentia, Cricetidae.
GAAACUCUGGCCCUGAAAGAAGGGGCAGGCUGGAAGGAACACUGAGCUACCUGCCUGCAGAGCCACCUCGUCAUCCAUUUGGAGGUCUUCUCUGUAACCACAGCCAGAAAAGCCAUGGUCAGCUCCCAGGUUCCUUUCUACUUUCCUCUGGCCCACUUCCUCAUCUUUGUCUUCGUGACUUCCACCAUCGUCCACCUCCAGCACAGAAUUGUGAAGAUUCAGUCCCCACCAGAGAAGCCCGCAGGAGAGCCAGCAGCCACAACAGUGCCAGGGAGCAGCCAGCCGCAGGGCAUGUUCACCAUCAAUUCCAUAGGCCGCCUGGGGAACCAGAUGGGCGAGUACGCCACCCUGUUCGCACUGGCCAGGAUGAACGGAAAGCCCGCAUUCAUCCCCGCAUCCAUGCACAGCACCCUGGCGCCCAUCUUCAGGAUCAGCCUCCCGGUGCUGCACAGCGACACCGACAAGAAGAUCCCAUGGCACAACUACCACCUCAACGACUGGAUGGAGGAGCGGUACCGCCACAUCCCGGGACGCUAUGUGCGCCUCACAGGGUACCCGUGCUCCUGGACCUUCUACCACCACCUGCGCUCAGAGAUCCUGCAGGAGUUCACCCUGCACGACCACGUGCGUGAGGAGGCCCAGGCCUUCCUGCGUGGCCUGCGGGUGAAUGGGGUCCAGCCGAGUACGUUUGUGGGUGUCCAUGUGCGCCGGGGGGACUAUGUGCAUGUCAUGCCCAACGUUUGGAAGGGCGUGGUGGCUGACCGGGGUUACUUGGAACAGGCCCUGGACAGGUUCCGGGCACGCUAUCGGUCUCCCAUCUUUGUAGUCACCAGCAAUGGCAUGGCCUGGUGCAAGCAGAACAUCGAUGCCUCCCGAGGGGAUGUGGUAUUUGCUGGCAAUGGUAUUGAGGGUUCGCCAGCCAAGGACUUCGCACUCCUCACCCAGUGUAACCACACCAUCAUGACUAUUGGGACCUUCGGGAUUUGGGCUGCCUACCUGGCAGGUGGUGACACCAUCUACCUAGCCAACUAUACCCUUCCAGAUUCUCCCUUCCUCAAAAUUUUUAAGCCAGAGGCCGCCUUCCUACCUGAGUGGGUCGGCAUCCCGGCAGACCUGUCCCCACUCCUUAAGCACUAACACAAGCCUGUCCUUGCUCCCGCUUCCAUCUCUAAACAGGAGGAGCUACGUGUUGUGCUCUCAGGGGAAGAGCCUUCUCUCUGGACGAAGCGUGUCUUGGGUGGGCACCACCAGUUCCAGCAUCCAUUGACUAAACAGCUCAGACCCAUUGGCAGGGACUACAGUGCCCGCUAACUGCCAGUGGUGCCAACUAACCGCUAGCAGUGCCAUUACUGUGUUUUAGCGCAACUGUCUCAGGAUGCAGGAAGGGUUGGCACAUGGAGACCGUCACUUCUGGAGGCAGCAAGAGAAGGCCAUUACCUCACCUUGGGUUCCUUCUGAAGUGAGACCAGUCCACACUUGUCUACUUUUUGUUACUAAUAAUGAAGUCCCUGAAGCUGGAUUAUUUAUAAAGGUACAGUGAGUAGCUCAUGGCAGUGGCAGUUCCGUGGUGGGACAGCGCGCCACUGUCAACAGUCACGUGGGAAGCGUGAGCAAGGAGGAGGAGUGGGCUUGCUCUUCUUAUAGCAACCCAAGAACUAACUGGAGUCUACUGCUCACCCAUUGAAGGGAGCCUUCAAUGUCCUAAGGCCUUCCCGAGAUCUGUUCAAAUUGUAUUUUUAUUUCAGUUAUGGGUAUAUGUGUGGGUGUGUGCGCGUGGGUGUGUGCGCGUGGGUGUGUGCGCGUGGGUGUGUGCGCGCGUGAGUGCGGUGCCUUCAGAAGCUAGAACUGGGUGUCGGAUCCCCUGGGGCUGGAGCUACAGGCAGCUGGACCAGAUGCUGAGAAUUUCUCUCUGAACCUCUCUCCACAGCCCUUAACUCUACCUCACAAAGGUCCCAGCAUCACCACUGUGAGGACCAAAGUCAAGUCCAAUGGAAACCACCUCUGUAAGCACUCCAGCAGCUAACUGCCAUGUCCCCUUGACAAGAAUGGUGUCACUGUGCCCAUGUGUCUCAUUAUGAGUCAAGGAGAAAGAGAAUAUGGGACUGGUUUAGCCUGGGAUCCAAAGUCAUGAUCAGAAAGGAGAGGCCACCAUAAGCCCACAGCAUCCACCACGUUGCUUGUCCAUCUGAGAACUCUGUGGGUGGGGCUCAGCUAAGGCACACGCCCACUCUGUGGCCCUAGCUUCUGGGAGACCUGUGUGUGCUACCAUCUUGUCACACUUCAGGUGUGCGCACACACCAUGAUGUCCGUCUGACAAUUAAAGAACACAACCUAUGUAGCUGCCAUUGUGAAAACAGCCAGAGUGAUCUGGGGGAAGAGCCCUUGAAGCUUUUGGGGACAGCAGGAACCCCAAGGUGUCUCUCCAAACCCACUGCUAAACUGGUGCCGACAUUGCGCAUGGGAAGUGGCCUGGAGUGGGCAGUGGUGGCGCCUCUCCUUCGUCCUGGCACCAGGAGGAUCUGAGGUUUGGAGGCCAGCCUGGUCUAUUUUCUGAGGCCCUGUCUUCAAAAAGAAAAUCCUCUAUCUGAGCGUGGCGGUGCACACCUGUGACCCCAGUGUUAAGGAAGUGCGUACAGGAAGGUCAGGAGUUCAGAGCAUCAGCUGCAUGGGGGCCCAGGCCAGAGACAAUGAGAACCCGGCUGGGCAGUGGUGGCACACACUUUUAGUCACAGCGCUCAGGCAGAGGUAGGUGGAUCUCUGAGUUUGAGGCCAGCCUGGGCUACACAGAGAAACCCUAUCUCAAAAAAACAAAACAAAGAAAACUGCAAAAUCCAAAAGAAACAGAAACGUGCCUCCCCACAAUCAUAUGGGGUUUGUUGGUUGGCUGGGUUUUUUUUAUUUUUUUAUUUUUUAUUUUUAUUUUUCGAGACAGGGUUUCUCUGUAGCUUUGGUGCCCGUCCCGGAACUAGCUCUUGUAGACCAGGCUGGUCUCGAACUCCCAGAG